Saxophila tyrrhenica is the source of this 999-nucleotide messenger RNA. Its product is annotated as short-chain alcohol dehydrogenase. NCBI's taxonomy places the organism in Eukaryota, Fungi, Ascomycota, Dothideomycetes, Mycosphaerellales, Extremaceae. The transcript has a single exon. The record is from RefSeq and is a predicted model, not a curated record. Bases 1 to 999 code for a protein of 332 amino acids.
AUGGAAGUCUUGAAGCACUUCUGGAAUCAAUCUUUCUUCAUACCCAAACCCACCCUCACCGAGACCAACCUCCCCGACCAGAAGGGGCGCGUCGUAAUCAUCACCGGCGGCUAUGCCGGCUGCGGCAAAGAACUCGCCAAAAUACUCUUCCAACGCAAUGGCACCAUCUAUAUCGCCGGCCGUAGCAGCGCCAAAGCGGAAGCUGCCAUCGACGACAUCAAGACAGCAUUCCCAAAAAGCCAAGGCCGCCUUGAACCAAUGCUCCUCGAUCUCUCGGACCUGCGGACCAUCAAACCCGCCGUGGAUGCCUUCCUCGCCAAAGAAGACCGCCUGGAUGUGCUCGUCAACAACGCCGGCGUCAUGUUCCCGCCCAAAGGCAGCCUUUCAGCACAGAAACAUGAAGUUCAAAUCGCUACGAAUUGCUUGGGUCCUUAUCUCUUGACGAGGCUCCUUACACCCCUUCUUACAGCUACGGCAAAGGACUCCUCAAGACACCCCGGGAGCGUCCGCGUGACCUGGGCCGGAUCUCUGGGUGUCGACACCUUCAGCCCCAGAGGCGGUGUCACUCUGGAUGCCCACGGCGCCUACGUUCCGAGCGUAAAGCAGAACCAACAUGAGAACUACGGCGCUAGUAAAGCCGGUAAUGUCUUCCUUGCCGUUGAGUUUGCGCGGCGCAACCCCUUCGAGCAGAGCGGCGUCAUCAGCAACUCUUGGAACCCCGGCAACCUUCACACGGAACUGCAGCGACAUAACACGGAUUUCGCGUCACGGAUUGUCAGCCGUCUGAUGCUGUUCCCAGCAGUUUUCGGAGCCUACACGGAGUUGUUUGCUGGAUGGGCCGAGGAAGCGGGAAUGGAAGAAAGGCACGGAGCCUAUGUGAUUCCAUGGGGCAGGUUUGGAUCGUAUAGGCAGGAUGUCAGGAUCGAAGUCGGGAAGCAGGGUGGGAAUGCCGAGAAGUUUUGGGAUUGGUGUGAACGAGGGACGAAGGAGUUCUGCUGA